ACAUCUACAAUCGAUGCAACAACUGAAGAAUCCACAACUGAAAUAGAAACAACUGUAGAUUAUACAACAGAUUCAUUAACAACGGAGGAAAAGACAACGGUUGAUGCUACUACUAAACAAUCAACAACCGAAGAGAAGACAACUGUUCAUAUAACAACUGCUGAAUCAACAACGAAAGAGAAGACAACACCCUAUGACACCACAGUGGAACAAACAACGACGCAGAGCACAACGGUUGAUAUAACAACUGAAGGAUUAACAACGAAAGACAAAACAUCUACAGUCGAUGCAACAACUGAAGAAUCCACAACUAAAAUAAAAACAACUGUAGAUUCUUCAACGGAUUUAUUAACAUCGGAGAAAAAGACAACGGUUGAUGCUACUACUAAAGAAUCAACAACCGAAGAGAAGACAACUGAUCAUAUAACAACCGCUGAAUCAACAACGAUAGAGAAAACAACACUAUAUGACACCACUGUGGAACUAACAACGGCGCAGAGCACAACG
Molecule: messenger RNA, 507 nt
Organism: Anneissia japonica
Lineage: Eukaryota; Metazoa; Echinodermata; Crinoidea; Comatulida; Comatulidae
Product: P cell-type agglutination protein map4-like
Exons: 1
Source: RefSeq, a predicted model, not a curated record